Molecule: messenger RNA, 1850 nt
Organism: Conger conger (European conger)
Lineage: Eukaryota; Metazoa; Chordata; Actinopteri; Anguilliformes; Congridae
Gene: ssu72
Product: SSU72 homolog, RNA polymerase II CTD phosphatase
Exons: 5
Coding region: 205-789 (194 amino acids)
Biological process (GO): termination of RNA polymerase II transcription
Cellular component (GO): mRNA cleavage and polyadenylation specificity factor complex; nucleus
Molecular function (GO): RNA polymerase II CTD heptapeptide repeat phosphatase activity
Source: RefSeq, a predicted model, not a curated record
GCCAUUUUGAAGUUCAGUUCUUCUUCAGAGAGGAGAGGGAUACUGCGUCGAAUUCGAAUUUAACAUAGCUCAAAUCAUUAUAUUCGAUACUUUAUAGAAAAGGGAACAUAACGGAACAUUGAAUAUUAUGUAGUAUUCGUUUAAGACUAUUUUCUCCUCAACCGUUUUCUAUUUGUAGUUAGCUUGUCAGUCGGAAGAAACGCUAUGCCGAGUCACCCGCUGCGCGUGGCGGUGGUGUGCUCGAGCAACCAGAACCGCAGUAUGGAGGCGCACAAUAUUCUCAGCAAGCGUGGUUUCGAAGUGCGGUCAUUUGGGACUGGGACCCACGUGAAGCUGCCAGGCCCAGCGCCAGACAAGCCUAAUGUGUACGACUUCAAAACUACUUAUGAGCAGAUGUACAACGAUUUAGUCCGCAAAGACAAGGAACUAUAUACACAGAAUGGAAUCCUGCACAUGCUCAACCGCAACAAGCGCAUUAAAGAGCGUCCCGAACGCUUUCAGAGCUGCAAGGACCAGUUCGACCUGGUGAUCACCUGCGAGGAGAGGGUCUACGACCAGGUGCUGGAGGACCUGAGCUCCCGGGAGCAGGAGACCUUUCAGCCCGUUCACGUCAUCAACGUUGAUAUUCAGGACAACCACGAGGAGGCAACACUGGGAGCUUUCCUCAUCUGUGAGCUCUGCCAAUGUAUCAAGCACACAGAGGACAUGGAGAACGAGAUGGACGAGCUCCUGCAGGAGUUUGAGGAGAAGAGCAGUCGGCCUUUCCUGCACACGGUCUGCUUCUACUGACGCUCUCCGCUCCCCCCCCCUCCCCUCCCCGCCUGCGCCCGCUGCCUCCAACGCACCCCCCUCUGCAGAAGCCCCCCUGUGUCCCGCUGCCUCCCCGGCAGCCUGGCUCACUGUGUGGUCUCUGCAGGGUUGUACAGAGUCUGGCCACAUCUCUAUGUGGGCUACCCGCUCAAACUCGUACACACUAUUAAGUCCCUCUUAUAUACACACACACGCACACACAGACACCCUCACACAGACAGUGUGUCCUCCCUCCCACUCCAGUCGGUCAGGGUUGAGCACACACACACACACACACACACACACACACACCCUCACGCAGAUACACACACACACACACACACACACACACACACACACACACCAGUCGGUCAGGGUUGAGCAGACACAGAGGUGAUUGUGUUCUCUCCUUCUCCCUCUGGUUAGUCAGCAGGUCGUUCCUCUCUCUCUGCCUCCUUUCCUCAUGCUGAGAUAGCCCCAUCCAACUAUUAAAACCACUGACCCAUGCACCCUUCCCCUAAAGAAAACUUAUCUUUGUGACAAAAUCAGUGCCCCACUCUGCUCUGGAGCUGAAGUGUGGGUGGGGGUGCGGGGGUAAGCUUUGUUGGCAGAGAAACUUGGGUUUCCUUUCACCUUCAAAUAAUAAUUGGACGGUGGUUACAGCUCGGUUUGAUUUGUUUACAUUAUUAUUCUUUAUUCGGUAAAAGAUUGUUUUUCUUUUUUUUGAGUUGGAGAGAAGAGAUGAUGAGGAAUGUGUGCAUGUUUGCAUUUGCGAAAGUGACUUGACUGGGGGAAGUGUGUGUGUUUGUGUGUGUUAAAAUUAACUAAUAAUGAACAACCUUAAGAACCUCAAGGUUAUAUUUUCACCUUUAUGAUUGAUAAGAUUUUGAAUUCUUGCAAUUUACAGCUCUUUUCAGGAGAUGAGUGUUUCUUUUUUGUUUUUUUGUAAAUUGUAGAGAAAUUAUUGCAAGCAGUGAGGUAAAGUCCAGAGUGCCUGUUCUUCUGUCUGUAAAUAAUAUAAAUAUUGCAUAGGAAUAAAAAUAAAAAUCUCUUGGAACAAA